CCGGCUCCGGAGGAGGCAGAGCGCGGCCGGGCGCUCUAAGAGCUCCGCGGGCGCCGAGCCCCCGGCCCCGGGCACCGCCCCACGCCGCCGCCGCCGCGGGAAGAUGGCGAGCAGCAGCCUGUGCAUGCUGCUCCUGCUUUGCGUGGGGCUCCUGAGCUAUCCUGAUGUGUCUGGAAUCUCCAUUGAAACAGAUAACAAAAAUGUAAAAGCAGAGGAGUUCAAAGAGGCUAUUCUUAGUUGCAAACACAAAUUUUCAAAAGGGAUGAGUUUAAGAAUAGAGUGGAAGAAAAUCCAAUCUCAAGGAGUCUCAUUUGUCUACUACAACAGUGAAUUUACAGGUGAUCUUCGAGGCCGAGCAGAGAUGCUGAAUACAGGAAUCCGAAUUAGGAACGUGACCAGAAGGGAUUCUGGGACCUACCGCUGUGAAAUCAGUGCCAAGAGUGAAGAGGGGCAACGCCUGGGAGAGGCUACAAUUACUCUCACAGUAUUGGUUGCUCCGACUACUCCGGUGUGUGAGGUACCCAGCUCCGCAAUGACAGGAACGGUCGUGCAGAUGAGUUGUAAGGAAACUGAGGGCUCCCCUCCAUCGGAGUACCAGUGGUACAAGAAUGGUGUUGCCUUGCUGGAGAAGACAGGAACAGGCAGUGCUAGAGCAGCAAACAUAACUUACACCAUGAAUAAAAAGUCUGGCACUCUGCUGUUUAAUACAGUUACAAAGAAUGACACUGGAGAGUAUUUCUGUGAAGCCUCCAAUGGGAUUGGAUUAUCUCAGAAAUGCUCAGUGAAGCGAAUGCAAGUUGAUGACCUUAAUGUAAGCGGUAUCAUUGUGGCUGUAGUAAUUGUGGCUCUGGUGAUGGUGCUGUGUGGCCUUGGAGUAUUCUAUGCCCAAAAAAAGGGCUACUUUGCAAAGGAAAGUUCUUCCCAAAAGAAGACAAACUAUCAAUCUACAAGUGAAAAGGAUUUCAAGCAUACCAAGUCCUUUGUUAUUUAGAAGAUUUCAGCCUCUGUGAGGGACAUCAAAUUACUACUUGUUAUACAAAAGUAUCAAUGUCCUGGUUUCAGCUGGGAUAAUUUUCUUCAUAGUAGCUGUGUUUUGGAUUUAAUAUGAGAAUAAAGUUGAUAACACACUGAUGUUUUAGUUGCUGCUGAGUAGUGCUUACUCCAAGUCAAGGAGUCCUCAGAUUCCCAUGGUCUUCUAGUGAGGAGGACAAAAGAAGCAGGGACAAGGCACAGCUGGGACAGCUGAUCUGAGUUGUCCAAAGGGAUAUGCACAGAAUCACAGAAUCAUCAAAUAAGCUGAAUUGGAAGAGACCCAUCAAGAUCAUGAAGUCCAACUCCUGGCCCUGCACAAGACACCCCAGGAAUCACACCAUGUGCCUGUCACGUUGUCCAAACAUUUCUGGAACUCAAGCAGGCUUGGUGCUUGGUGACUGCCUCCACGCCAGAACAUCACACCCAGGAUUUAAACUGGGGACCUUGGCCAGGAGGAGCCAACUGCUGCUGGGGAACAGGCUGGUCUUCAGUCUGUGGGUGGUGAGAAACUGUUGUGCAUCACUUGCCUUUCUUGGGCUUUACUCCUCUCUCUCCUUUUCACUACAAUUCAUAUUAUUGUUGUUUUUAUUAUCAUUAGUAUUAUUAGUAUCUUAUUUUACUUUGUUUCAAUUAAACUGUUGUUUUCUCAACCCACUAGUUUUACUUUUUUUCCCCAGUUCUCCCACUGGACUGGGGUGGGGACAGUGAGCAAGCAGCCACAUGGGGCUGAGCAGCUGGCAGUGCUUUUUGGCAUCCAACGUGGCACUCAAAAGGUUGAGCUAAAACCAGAUCUGACUAGAGCAUGGUAAAACAAGUUUGUUAUAAGCCUUCAUUGUAUUGGUUUAAUAGUUGCUGGUCACCAUAUCGAUUCAUUUGCUCUAGGCCUGGGCUAAGGUUAUCACUGUGUUGUUCUGUGUUGUACUGGCUUGUGAUAUGAUAGAAUGGCUGGUCAUGAGCCUGUCUGGUGUGUGUCCCCACUGUCCUUUGGGAGCCAUCUGCUGGAAACUAUCCACAGUUACAGCUACUGCCUUUUACCCUCAGAGAGCCAACCCAUGGGAAAAACACCUUCCUUCCCCUCCAGGAUGAUUACAAUAGCAUUUGAGAAUUUUAAAGACUUUGCAUAUCCGGUGACUACCCUUGAAACCAACGUGGUCCUUUUGGUAACAAUCGGUAUGUUGCUGCAUAUGGUUCAGGCCUUCUUUAGGGUUAGGAAAUGAUCUGUGACAAUCAAAACCUCACUGACAUGUACUGUACCGACACAAACUUCAGUAACAGGAUAACAAGAGGCAACCACUCAAUCCUUAUUCCUGAGUGAGCUGCAGGAUAUACAUAAAUAUUUAAGCUGUUGAACUGAUGAGCACACUACCACUAGCUCUUGUGAUGCUGGGAUAACAGGACUAACGGAUUGGAAUUAGAGCAUAGGAAUCACUUUCUAAGAAAGCAAGCAUUGACAAGGUGAUUGCAAGAGAGACACAAGUCCCCAGCCUCUGGAAGUGACUCCUGUCAAGCCUGAAGGAAAGGUAUCCUUACAAGAAUGAUACUACAUGUCAUCAUGCAAGUGGAAAGAUAUCCAGUACUUGAGGGAAUUAGCCAUGCUAGAGAUUUAUUUUGACCUGGACAAUACAAGGUCCCCCACAGAUCCAGACCAAUUCAUUUGCACAUGACCCAUGUGGUGGAAGUUUAUAGAGUGUACCAAGAGUACACACCAACCCACUGGCAACAUUAAUCUGAAAAGACAUCAUACCACCAUCUGUGGAUACAGUGGCUUGCCAUUUCUGGGAAUUUGAAGACAGCCUCUCUUCCUCUCUCAUCUGUGGAGAAACUAUUCGAUAAACUAUCCCAGGAGUUUCAUCAGUUCAAAGAGGUUAUGUUCUAUUCCUCACCUCUACAGACCCAUGCUAAUGACAGUAAGCAUUGGCGCAAGAGGGAGGAUAUGGAAGGGACACGCCAUGGGAUACCCUGUGGGUUUAGCUGAGAGACCACAGAGAAGGCAUGAAGAAUUGGGAUGGGAGACCUACCGCAACCCUAGAGACAUGAAUUGUAAAGAAAACAAUCCCAAAUGGGGGUUCUUCCAGAAAAGCUGCUACUCCCUUCUCCACUGGAUGGUUUCCCAGGCAGAGUGGAAGGGCUAAAUUUACUCCUGAUCCUAUGGAAAGAAAUUCUAAUCCAUUUCUUCCAAAUGUAAGCUUAGAUGUGGGUUUUUUGAAAAUGCAUAUUCCAAACUAGUCUGAUUGUAAGCCCUUUUUAUCAAUGAUUCAGAAGAAUGAUUUCACAUGGGGCCCUGAGCAACACCAAGCUUUUCAACAGAAUAAACUAGAAAUACUUGGAAAACACUCACAGAUGCUUGGGCCAAGGAACAUGACAUUUAUAGAGGAACAUGAGUAUAUUGUAUCAUGCACCAGCUGAGAAAGCCACAUGAUCCAAUGGACUGUUAGACUACACUGAGAGCAAUGGCCAGAAGGAACCUUCAAACAUUGGGAUGCACAUUGACAAAGGCCACCUGGUGAGUCAGCACUAGAAGAUCUGCCAAGUGGGCUGGCCCUGCCCAAUCAAAACUUUUACUGUAGAAGAAAAUAAAGUUCCUAUAGUGCACAUGAAAACUGUGCUGUGGAAGACAGUCUGGGUUGUUCCUGCCUUGGGCAAAGGCAAACUCACCUGUGGGACUGUUUUUGCUCAAGGGCUUGGGCACACUUGUUAAGAUGAGCGAAUGGGCAAGUCUGGUUUGUGCAGGGUGGAUUUCACUGAAUAGCCAGUGCAUUAUGUGAUGUUAAUUGCUGAGAAAUGCUGUGUAUUAGCACUUCUACAUCAGCUGCAUGCCCACGAUUGCACUGGGCACCUCAAGGUGCCUGUCUCCACGCCUCCAGCUUUGGGGAUCUGAACCCAGCUCCCUUUCAACUGCUAUAUUAAUGAACUUCGUUGUAACUGGACAAGCAGGGCAGUGACGGAAUCAGAACUGGCUUCAACAUGCAACAGUCCAACACCAGACACCCUCUUUCCUUCCCUGAAAGACUGUUUAUGACACUCACAAGUCAUGAUUGUGUAAGCCAAAAGUCAUGACUGAAUGAAGUCAAUAGACUUCUACAGGGAUUGUCUAUAGAUUAAGGAAAUGGUAUCUGUGUGUGCAUCUAUAAAAAGAUGGGAAAGGUGCUGGUAUAUUGGGAAGUGUGGGAUCCAGUGUGACGUAAAUGGUAUGGAGUAAGCAGCUGGUACUUUUCUGGUUUCAGCUGGGAUUUAAUUUUCUUCCUAAUAGCUGGUACAGAGCUGUUUUUUUAAUUAUUAUUAAUGUCAAUAACACAAUAAUGUUUCAGUUGUUGCUCAGUAGUACUUACCCCAAUUCAAAGACUUCUCAGUGUCUGAUGCUCUGGCAGUGAGAAGGUGCUCAAGCCACAAGGGAACAGGGCCAGGACCCUGACCUGAACUGGACAAAGGGACGAAACAUCAUGCCCAGUAUUUAAACUGGGGGGAAGUUGGCUGGGAGGGGCCAUUUUGCUGCUGGGGAACAGGCUGAGCAUCAGUCAGUGAGUGGUGAUGAGCACUUGUGCUCUGCAUCACUUGUGCUUCUCAGGUUUUCUCUUUCUCUCUUUUCCCCAUAUUAUUACUUUGGUUCAAUUAUUUAAGUGCUUUAUCUCAACCCAAAAAUUUUGUUUCUAAUUCCCUUCCCUACAGUAGGAGGAAGGGACAGGGAGUGAGCCAGAGGCUAUGAGAUGCUUAGUUGCUGGCUAGGGUUACACCACAACACCAAGGGAUCUUUUGGCCUCUGCUCUGUAAAUAUUCCAUGUCUUACAUGCUGAAAAUAGAAACUGCGAAUAUUUAGUCAACCUAGCUGUGAUGGCAUUUAAAAAAAAAAACCAAUCCCCAAAUAAACUUAAAGACAAAUUAACUUGUAUAUUCAAUUUAGUUCUGUCUGAAAGCUUCUCAUUUUGUUCAUAUGUACAUGCAGCAAUACAAGAUUCACUCUUGCAGCUUGGAACAAUCUAUUCAAAUAGUUUUCAUAGAUGAUCUCACUACUUGUGUCUCAACCAUCAUCAAGGGCUCAAUUUCUCCUGCAAUUCUGUUUUAUUAGGACUUAAAGAGAUGAUUUUGGCAAAUCUGAUACAAUUUCAAAGCGUGUAGAAGUAAACUCACUAUGCUGACGAAAUAAAUCUUCCUGUAAUAAAAGCUCAAGCAGUGCUUCAGUGUUCAAUGUGGAAGUCUCUCUCUCUGUAGACUGCAUAUGUAGUUUCAUUCUGAAGAAAAAUCAUGUCAAUACAAUUCAAACUGUAGUAUGAAGACUCUGUCAAAGUGUUUAUGUAGUUUCUCAGAUAUAAUUAUUCUAAAUAAAUAGCUCCUCAGAA
Molecule: messenger RNA, 5366 nt
Organism: Haemorhous mexicanus (house finch)
Lineage: Eukaryota; Metazoa; Chordata; Aves; Passeriformes; Fringillidae
Gene: JAM2
Product: junctional adhesion molecule 2
Exons: 10
Coding region: 104-991 (295 amino acids)
Biological process (GO): leukocyte tethering or rolling
Cellular component (GO): cell surface; tight junction; protein complex involved in cell adhesion
Source: RefSeq, a predicted model, not a curated record